CCUGCUUUUUCACCUCUGCUAAAUAUUUCUCUGACAUUUGUUUGACUCUCAUCUACCAAAAUGGAGCUGUACAUAUUCAUUCUCACCCUUACUGUUGUUCUUUCAACUGAUGCUGAAUUAUUACAUGAAUAUUUUGGAAUUCAUGGAUGCUCUGAGACAGAUGGAGAGGAUAUGCAUGGAAUUGAUGGAGAGGAAAUGUGGCAUGCCGACUAUAAUCAGAAGAGAGGAGUAGUAACAUUACCUGAUUUUGGAAAUCCUAUAGUAUUUCCUGGUUAUUAUGAAACCAGUGUAAUUGAAAUGAAAGGAUGCAAAAGUGAUGUAGCCACUCUGACUAACAUUUUCAAGAGCCCACCACCAGAAAUGGAUGCACCCCAAACAUCCAUCUAUCCAAAGGAUGAUGUGCAGCUGGGUGUUCAGAACACCCUUAUCUGUCAUGUGACUGGCUUCUAUCCUCCAUCUCUCAGCAUCUCAUGGACUAAGAAUAAUGUUAAUGUGACAGAGGGCAUGAGUUUAAGCCAGUACCGCCCAAAGGCAGAUGGUACCUUCAAUGCCUUCUCUACUUUUAGUUUUACACCUAUUGAAGGAGACAUUUACAGCUGCACGGUGAACCACAUAGCCCUCCAGGGUCAACCUCAGACCAAAACAUGGGAUGUUGAUGUCGCCCUCCCAAGUGUUAGUCCAGCAGUGUUCUGUGGAGUGGGUCUAACUCUUGGACUAUUGGGAGUCGCAGUUGGAACAUUCUUCCUCAUUAAAGGAAACAACUGCAACUGACCUGGAAGCUAACAAUAUCUCUUAUUGGAACUGGCCAAUUAGACAACUAGCAAUGUGUGGCAUUCUCGUGAUGUCAUAUUUGAUGUUAAAGGUAUAAAUAAAAUUAAUAAAGGUAUAAAUGAAUAAAUUUAGACUCAAUAUGUUCUAGCAUUCUAUUGGUUCUUCAAAGCAUGGCCAACUUUUAACACAGACAUGCUUAUAUUAAAAGUCUUCAACCCUUUUAUUAAAACAAAAAUA
Molecule: messenger RNA, 1008 nt
Organism: Megalobrama amblycephala (Wuchang bream)
Lineage: Eukaryota; Metazoa; Chordata; Actinopteri; Cypriniformes; Xenocyprididae
Product: HLA class II histocompatibility antigen, DP alpha 1 chain-like
Exons: 4
Coding region: 61-771 (236 amino acids)
Biological process (GO): immune response; antigen processing and presentation of exogenous peptide antigen via MHC class II; peptide antigen assembly with MHC class II protein complex
Cellular component (GO): MHC class II protein complex; membrane
Molecular function (GO): MHC class II protein complex binding
Source: RefSeq, a predicted model, not a curated record